AUGCUUGCUCGCGUUGUGCUUCCACACCAUCACAGCCGACCGACCGCCUUCAGGGCAGCAAUCGUCGCGCAGCUUCGCAAAUUCUCUUCCAGCUCCUUGGCCAGUUCCACCGACGCUGCAGAUACUCGAUGGAAGGUGGCAAAAGUACCUCAUCGCGGGAUCGUGGAAGUUAGUGGUCGAGAUACAGUCAAACUACUGCAAGGCCUUGUCAGCAACGACGUCAAGGCCCUCGAGUCGAGCAAGUCGACCCCGACCUCUCCUCCAUUGGUCUAUGCAGGCUUCAUGAACCCGCAAGGACGCAUGCUCGCAGACGUCUUUGUUCACCGUCAACAGCCACUCGACGAUGGCUCACCACGCUGGCUGCUCGAUCUCGACUCUCGCACACUUCCUUCGCUGCUCAGCUUCAUCAAGAAGUUCAAGUUGCGAUCCAAGGUCAAACUCGUUGAUGUGUCAAGCGAAUACAGUGUCAUCCAAGCGUGGUCCUCCUCUGGCUCUCCAUCCCCAACAGAGCUCACAGAUAAGCUGAGCGCUGAUCCAAGAUGUCCAACCAUCGGCCUCCGAGGGGUUCUCCCCGCAGCUGAUGGCUUGCACCUCGGCCAGUCCGUCAGCGCAGUUGAGAGCGAAGAGUACACUCUGCACCGAAUUAUCAACGGCGUCGCAGAAGGAGCGCUCGACUUCCCGGAAGCAUCCAGCAUGCCACUCGAAAACAACCUCGACUACAUGAACGGUGUCGACUUCCGCAAAGGCUGCUACGUCGGUCAAGAGCUCACUGCAAGAACGCAUCACACGGGCGUCGUGCGAAAACGCAUCGUCCCCAUCACGUUUUACCUCUCCGACACACCCGCACCCACCAGCAUCACUGACGUCGACCGCUCCUUCGCCCACCCUCUUCCCGCGCAUCUCGCCGAAGUGCGCUCCAAACCCAUCAACCCGCCCGAAGCGACGGGUGGGAAACCAGCACGCGGCAAAGCUGCGGGAAAGUUUACGCAGGGCAUUCACAAUGUCGGCCUCGCAUGCUUGCGGCUGGAACAAGUCAAUAGGUGGACAGACGCCUCAAAAGCAGGUGCGGAAAGCAAUGGGUUGGAAUUGUCAAUCACUUCGGGAGAUGGUGAGACCACGCUGCUCGUCAGACCGUGGAUUCCAGGCUGGUGGCCAAAAGAAGAGCCUUUGCCAUCAAAUGAGUGA
Molecule: messenger RNA, 1185 nt
Organism: Sporisorium graminicola
Lineage: Eukaryota; Fungi; Basidiomycota; Ustilaginomycetes; Ustilaginales; Ustilaginaceae
Exons: 1
Coding region: 1-1185 (394 amino acids)
Cellular component (GO): mitochondrial matrix
Molecular function (GO): protein binding
Source: RefSeq, a predicted model, not a curated record